Molecule: messenger RNA, 1359 nt
Organism: Aphidius gifuensis
Lineage: Eukaryota; Metazoa; Arthropoda; Insecta; Hymenoptera; Braconidae
Exons: 2
Coding region: 325-1359 (344 amino acids)
Source: RefSeq, a predicted model, not a curated record
GAUUAAGUACCUUAAUUUUAUUUCAACAAAAGCGUAUGUGUAAAAUGUAACAUGCACCUUAAAUCUUAAUACAAAUUACGUAUCGAAAUGUCAAAUUUAAAUUGACAUUUCGAUUGACAUUUAAAUUGACGUAAAAGACAUGACUCCAAAGUAUUAAUAAAUAGACUUUAUAUAUUUUAAGAAAAAUAAAAAUUGACGACUGGAAUAAUUUUUCCAAAUUUUAAAUAUUGAUACAAAUUAAUUAGCCUCGGAUAGAUCAGAGCUCAGCAGAUUCAACAAAUAAAAAAGAUAUUUUGACAGCUCUUGAGUUUGACAUAAUAAACUAUGAGUUCAAAAAUGAAGGAUAAUGAAGAAAGCGAAAGACUUGGUGAGAGUUCAUCAUCAUCUGUAGUAAAAUCAGAAUCAAAUUCUAAUAAAUUUUGGCCUAAAUUAGAAGCACUGUCUGGUGUUGAAAUACCAGUUUAUAUUAAAAACAUAUUGCGUUUAAAUAGUUUUGAUAAUUAUCUUUCAUUUUGUAGUUUAAAUUUGGAAAUGUUAAGUGAAUUAGAAACUUUUGUCAAAGAAGAUAUGCUAGAUUUAAUUGAAGAUGAUUGUAAUCUUCAAAAUUACUUUGGUAUUUAUCAUAAAAAUCCAACGAAAUUUCGUUUUUUAAUGGGUGAUAAAGCAUUAUUAAUUAGACUAGUUGCAUUGGUAAAUGAUAAAUUAGAUCUUGAUUAUUGGAAUCCACCACCACCAGUUAAAAAACCAGAAAAUAAAAAUCAAUUAAAAAUUAAAUUAUCUGAAACAGAUAUUAAAAUGGAAGAAACAAAAUUAGAACAAAUGAUACAAAAUUCACUUCAUAAUUUAGCUCAAAAAAAUUGUGAUAAUGAAUUGUGUCAAGGUUUUGCAACAAUUACAACUGAUGAACUUGACAUUCAAGUGACAGUUAAAGAAAUUACUGGUGAUGAUAAUACUGAUUCAUUUACUUAUAAUGCAAAAUUAAAAUGUAUUUUAUGCUCAUCUGUUAUAACAAUGGCAAAACAAAUGAGAGGAUGGAUUAUUUCAAAUUACAUGAGACAUUUACAAAGUCAUAUAUUGUCACCCGAUGAAAAAAGACAAUCUAAAAGAAGAAAAUCAUCAAAAAAUUCACUCAACAAUACAUCAUAUAAUUGGGAUGAUGAUGAUGAUGAUGAUUCAAUGCCAUUUCAUGAACAAGCUGAUGAUCCUUUGCAAGAUUCAAUUGAUACAAAAACAUCAACAUCAUCUAGCAAUAAAAAAAUAAAAAAUAAUUCUUCACCAAAUGAAGAGUAUAAAAAUGUCAAGCAAAUAGUGUCAACAAUAAACUGGCCAUCAAAUCAAUACAAACAAUUACAAUGUUAA